Molecule: messenger RNA, 1136 nt
Organism: Gallus gallus (chicken)
Lineage: Eukaryota; Metazoa; Chordata; Aves; Galliformes; Phasianidae
Gene: ALAD
Product: aminolevulinate dehydratase
Exons: 12
Coding region: 64-1074 (336 amino acids)
Biological process (GO): heme biosynthetic process
Cellular component (GO): cytosol
Molecular function (GO): porphobilinogen synthase activity; zinc ion binding
Source: RefSeq, marked validated
UGCAAAUCUCGCUGGGCUCUCGCGGCGGGAAGCGGCGGCAGGGUCUCUUUUUGCAUUCCCAAGAUGCAGGCAGAUUCGCUCCUUCACAGUGGCUAUUUCCACCCCGUGCUGCGCUCGUGGCAGUGCACAGCCACCACCUUCAAUGCCUCCAACCUUAUCUACCCCAUCUUUGUCACUGACAGCCCUGAUGCGGUGGAGCCGAUUGCCAGCCUCCCUGGACAGGCCAGGUACGGAGUCAACAAGCUGGAGGGGAUGCUGCAGCCCCUUGUUGAGGAUGGUCUGAAGUGUGUGCUCAUCUUCGGGGUGCCCAGCAAGGUCCCCAAGGAUGAGAGAGGCUCUGCUGCAGAUGCAGAAGACACACCUGCCAUCCAGGCCAUCAGGAAGAUCUGCUCCACAUUCCCACAGCUGCUCAUUGCCUGUGAUGUCUGCCUGUGUCCUUACACCUCCCAUGGGCACUGCGGCAUCCUGCGGGAAGAUGGCACCAUCCAGAAUGAGGCCAGUUGCCAGCGGCUAGCAGAAGUGGCACUGGCUUAUGCCCAAGCAGGCUGCCACAUUGUUGCCCCCUCGGAUAUGAUGGAUGGGCGCAUUGCAGCCAUAAAGAAGGCUCUGAUCUCCAACGACAUGGGCAACAAGGUCUCAGUGAUGAGCUACAGUGCCAAGUUUGCUUCAUGCUUCUAUGGACCCUUCAGGGACGCUGCACAAUCCAAACCUGCCUUCGGAGAUCGGCGCUGCUACCAGCUGCCCCCAGGUGCCCGCGGCCUGGCACUGCGAGCUGUGGACAGGGACGUGCGUGAGGGUGCAGACAUGCUGAUGGUGAAGCCUGGGAUGCCCUACCUGGACCUUGUGCGGGAUGCCAAGGAGCGGCACCCCACGCACCCGCUGGCCGUGUACCACGUCUCGGGAGAGUUCGCCAUGCUGUGGCACGGGGCGCAGGCAGGCGCCUUCAGCCUGAAGGCCGCGGUCAUGGAAGCCAUGGCCGCCUUCCGGCGUGCAGGGGCCGACACCAUCAUCACGUACUUCACGCCGCAGCUGCUGCGCUGGCUGAGGGAGGACGCGGCGGCGGGGCGGGCCUGAGCCGGUGGGCGGGGCCGGAAGUGCCGGGGCCGGAACCGGAAGCGCUGGGGACGAAACCGGAA